This is a messenger RNA of Caenorhabditis sp. 36 PRJEB53466, 1676 nucleotides long. NCBI's taxonomy places the organism in Eukaryota, Metazoa, Nematoda, Chromadorea, Rhabditida, Rhabditidae. The record is from the annotation of a GenBank genome assembly.
AUGGGAACAAUGAGCACCUACAACUCGGCAUUCAACUCUUUUUUCCUUCGAAAAAUCUUAGCCAUUCACGUGUCAGAAUUUACUCAAACGGAAAAAUUGGAGGGUGGAAUGGAAGAGGUUAGAGGAUAGACCGCUUUAAAAAAAUUUCCCUAACCUCGGCGCAAACGUUUUCUCGUUAACGUGCACCAAACAUGCUUUUUUCUCUUUCAAAUCAGGUUAGCUCCUCCUCCUCCUCCUUCUUCUUUUCGCUAGUUGUGAGGAAGGAACAAACACAGAUUUUCGUUUUUUCUCUUUCGUUUGAACAAAAAUUCUUUAAGCCAACGACUUUUUUUUUUUUGGAAAUUUCGCCACCGCCUGCCGAGGGGCCUAACUUUGCAGGCUUCUUGGACCUAGAUAGGCCGAAAAGGCCAGAUUUUUGUCAAAACUGCAAAAUGAAAAAUCGUUCUGGGCACAGAGUUCUAGGUCGUGUCUUUUCACUCUACAAAUUCAGAGCUCUCCAAAAACACUGGGAGGGGCGGGACGAAGGAAAAAGUUAUGUUAUGAAUAAAUGGAGUGUCUGUGUGCAUUUCGGGAAGGAAAAGUCCCAGGAGAGAAUGAGUGGGGCGGGCGGGAGACAAAGAAGAAGACGAAGCGCGGAGAAGAAGGAGAAGGAGUUGGAGGGAAAAGAGCAAGAAGAUGUGCUCCUCGAGCAUUUUUAUAAAUGUUGUUCCUCUUUGGACGCCUCCUUCCCGGCCGCCGCCACUCUUCCAUUAUACAAAAAAAGAUGAAGAAGCAAAAAGACACACACUUUCUCUCUGUGAUUCUCUUUUCUGACGCCUUCAAGGGACCGGAAGAGACGAGAAAACGAUUGUAUGUGUGUGUGUGUUUUAUGGGUUUUUUAGUAGUUUUAGGCCAUGGAUUAGUUUUAUAGAUUCUUACUCCUACCGUAAUCCUUUCGAUGAAAGUGCGCCAAGUGCUGAGUUCGAUUACAGUUUCAGUAUAUGUAUAAUUUGACAAUGCUAAUGGAUAAGAGUUUCUCGACUUGAGAUGGAAAGAGAAAAGUGAUACACGGUCUGAUAAAAGAAUGAUAAAUCACGUAAAUACAAGCAUUUUGAGCGCUCGAACCGCGAAAAUUACCGAAAAGCAACAGAAAUUCACGCAGUUUUAGCCAAAAACCUUCAAACGGAUAAAUGUGAUUUGCGACUUAACCAAAUUUAACGCUUUUGCGCUUAAAAAAUUCGUAAUAGCCUAUACAAUCGGUCUAUCGAGAGACAAAUGAGAAAUUAUCGGUUUUUCGUGGCUAAUCUGGCGAAAAACACAAAUUUUGCUGUUAAAAUUUGAAUUUCGCGCCAAUGUAUCGCUCUAUUGCGCGGGGCGCCGCACUUGCGCCCAUUGUCAGCUCUGGAGACCGUGUGAUGACAUUGUUAACAAUGCUGUUACAGAGCCAGAUGUCUGAAGGAGGUGCUCAGCGGAGAGAGGUGCACGAUUGAGUUGAUGAGAAGGACAUGGACGAUACCGGCGACGAAGGAACGCAUGAUCCACGCCUUCUUCAUUCUAGACAUUGAAAGAGUUUGUAUUUAUUUCACCGUAAACACAUUUCUCUCUCUCUCUCUCUCUAUUUCCAGCCGGCCAACAUGUUCAACACGGCUGUCGGACUCAAGAUUCUCGUCAAAAAUGAGCAUUCGAACACCAACUGA